UAUCGCAAAAAGUACUCCGUAGUACAUAUCACCCUGAGAUUAAUUAUCAAGUCCCAAAUAAAAAAAAGGUCACAAUAAAAAACGGUUUCUUCAUCAUAUCACAUGUUUCUCUUCACCAUUUGUCUUUGCAUCCCGGCAAAUGUGAAAGCCGCCGAUCUGGUCAGCACCAUCUGCUCCGAGACACCGAACCAGAAAUUCUGUUCAGAUUUCCUGAAGCCAUUUAAUACACCCGGCACGACCCUUCUCGGCCUGGCCCAAAAAACGGUCGAGUCCAGCGUGACGUACGUGCGCCUGGUGUACGACGAGGUUCACGUCCGAGAAAUAGACACGAUGCUGAAGAACCACGAGUUGCACAAUUCCUUCAACAAGUGCGGGCUGGCGUACACGAAAGCCGUCAACGAUCUGAUCGACAUCGGAACAGCGCUGAAAUCCGGCGGCGGCGGCGGCGGUUACCGAACGGUGCAUUCUCUUGCGGCGAAUGCUGUGCAGGAGAUUGACACUUGCGACAAGCUUUUUACGCCGCCAAACGGCGAGCCGUUUGAUUUCAAGGAGCUGGCCGGAAAGGCUCGAUACGUUUGCAGCAUUGUUUUGGCCCUGGCUAACCAUCUCAUUGCCGGAAAAUUUUGAUUCAUAUAAUAAUGCUUUAUUACCCUU
Messenger RNA from Cuscuta campestris, 654 nucleotides. The record is from the annotation of a GenBank genome assembly. NCBI's taxonomy places the organism in Eukaryota, Viridiplantae, Streptophyta, Magnoliopsida, Solanales, Convolvulaceae.